Messenger RNA from Coturnix japonica (Japanese quail), 2145 nucleotides. It is a transcript of the gene FGF7, whose product is annotated as fibroblast growth factor 7. Lineage: Eukaryota; Metazoa; Chordata; Aves; Galliformes; Phasianidae. Gene Ontology annotation, molecular function: growth factor activity. The record is from RefSeq and is a predicted model, not a curated record.
AUGCAAGCCUCCUUUUAUUUUUGUUCGUGCAUUCAACUGACAGCUGACUGGUUAAAUUCUAAUUGCUUCCAAGUGAGGUCAGCAAAGGUAUUUAUCGAAAAGGACUGAACAACAGGCUCUACACACACAUGCACGCACACGCAUAAGCACACAUCUCUCCAGCGUGUUGAUUUAUGGAAACAAUUAUUAUUUUGGUGGAGUCUUUCUGAGCUGAGAAAGUUUGUAGCUGCAGUGCUGUGUCUCAUGUUGCAAAAAGCAGACAACAGAAAUGGAAUACUUGGGUAUCCAGCUCUUAUCAACAGGAACAAAUCUUUUACUUUCAGUGCAAGCAGCAAAUUCAAGUAGUACAGAAGGUUACAGCAACAAAGGUUUUUAUAACUUGUGUCUUUAAAGGAUAUUCUGACUGAAGAGAUAUUAAAGAAGCUCUUCUAUUUCGCCAUUAACUAAUAAGGAAUAACGAUCAGGAUUCUAGAAGAGGGAACAAUCACAUUUAAAUGAAUCUGUAACUCAUAAAGACAGAAGGCAGGUCGGUGACCUAAGAGCAACAGUCUACUUGAGAUUUAAUUUUCAUUAUGUUGUUCAUGAACACCCAGAACACUGCACUAUAAUGCACAAAUGGAUACUGACAUGGAUCCUGCCAAUUUUGCUCUACAGAUCAUACUUUUACAUUAUCUUUCUAAUGGGCACUAUAUCUUUAGCUUGCAAUGACAUGACUCCAGAGCAAAUGGCUACAAAUGUGAACUGUUCCAGCCCUGAGCGACAUACCAGAAGCUAUGAUUAUAUGGAAGGGGGGGAUGUAAGAGUGAGAAGACUUUUCUGUCGAACUCAGUGGUAUAUGAGGAUUGAUAAGCGAGGCAAAGUAAAAGGGACAAGAGAAGCAAACAACAACUACAGUAUUCUAGAAAUCCGAACAGUGGCAGUUGGAAUAGUGGCAAUCAAAGGAGUGGAAAGUGAAUACUUUCUAGCAAUGAACAAGUCAGGAAGACUCUAUGGAAAGAAAGUAUGCAAUGAGGAUUGCAACUUCAUAGAACUAAUUGAAGAAAACCAUUAUAAUACAUAUGCUUCUGCAAAAUGGACACACAAAGGAAAAGAGAUGUUUAUUACAUUAAACCACAAAGGUGUUCCAAUGAAGGGUAAAAAAACAAAGAAAGAACACAGAGCAUCCCACUUUCUUCCUCUGGCAAUAUCCUAAUCAUACACGAUCUGUACAGAACUAGUUCCAGCAGGAAGAUUAUUUUUAAGAAGAUUAUUUGACAAGGUAUCAAGAGAGGCUGGAAUACUACUGAGAAACUGAACAAGCUGGACUUGCGCAUUUAUGUUUAUUUUUAAGAGACUACGUGGAAAAGAUUUGAAAAUAUACGCAAAACCAGAUUUCCUAACUAAAAGCUGUAAAGAAUUCUAAAGAGUUGUACAAUCAUUAUCUUAGUCAUUUUAACUGGGUAGUUUCUUAAAUUAAUUUACCCUGAAGAAUAAUUCAUGACUUGAUUAUCUGAUAAUAUUUAAUUUAAAUGAAAAAAGAAAAAAAAAAACACAAAAAAAAACAAAAACAGAAAACAAUCUGCUUCUUAAAUAUGGCUGCUAUAAUAAUAAUAAGCAGAUGAUAAUGUUGUGUAAAAUAUGUCAGACUCUAAGGCUGCUGGAACGAGUUGUCAGAUUAUCAAGUCAAUAGUAAGUGUGGAGGCUGAGCAGUAUUUUAAAUACUUCCCCAAGAAACCGAUAACCUAUACAUAAACUAUAUGAUCAGAAAAAAUAUAUAAUCGUGUAAAUGUCUAUUGUUGCAUUUCAGAUAAAAGAGUUAGUUUGGAAAAAUUAAGUUUACUCUACUACAAAAAUGUUCCUAUCUAUUAAUGAAACAAAUACUUAAUGCUGCUCUAAAAGAUGUUUCAAAAUAGUGUAUGUAAAAUAAUAGGAAUAAAUAACAUACUUCAUCUCACUUUUCACAAAGUAACAAUUUAUAUAACGACGAAGAAAAAAUUCAGACAUAUUAAGGUAUUUUAUGUAACAUAUCCUAUCUUUUGUAUAAUUCCUGCUAGGGCAUACAGCUUUUAAUAAUGUUGUUUGUUGUUUGGUUUUUUUUUUCUUCCAACCUUAUACAUGCUUUUUCUGUUGUUACAGCAUUAAACUUUAUUUUAAGUUGUAUUUGAA